CAAAAAAAUUAAAGUAAUUUGAUUGCGAAGAGAACCUUACUUGGUAAAAAAAUAUAAUAUUAUGUUCGCGAAAAUGCUCUUUAUUCUGAACGCAGCUAAAGUAAGUGACAGUCUAUGAGUCUACAGACGUCAACUGUCACUGUCAUGAUUGACGACGACAUGUUUAGAAAAUCAGUGCAAUCGGGAAAUCUGCGUUGUAAAUACAACGAGUGGAUCCUACAGCAGUGGAAUUGAAAAAUAAUGGUUUUAAUAUUACAUAUUCAACAUAAAUAAUAUAUUACUUACUUUGACCAUUGAAUUACGUUGGUAAUCAACGAAACCUUCGUUAUAUAAAACUGAGUGUGGAAGAAUAUUCUACUAAAACUAAUAUUCACCAGCACAUUACAAAGAAUAUAAAAUGGGUCCCCCAAAGAAGAUGAAAAAAUAUGAUUCAAGAACAGGGAGUGAUAGAUCAGGUAAAAAGAAGAAAGUAGAAGAAGAAGUGACAAUAGAUCUGGUAGAUGAUGACAAUACAGAGAAUGUGGGAGUACCCGGUGCUGCCAUGCAGGAUGCUGAGAAAAAUGAUCAAGUGCCAGAAGAUGAAUUUGGUGCCAAAGAUUACAGAAACCAAAUGCAACUUAAAACAGAUAAUGCCAGCCGUCCUUUGUGGGUGGCACCUAAUGGUCACAUAUUCUUAGAAGCAUUCUCACCUGUAUAUAAACAUGCUCAUGAUUUCCUCAUUGCUAUUGCUGAACCUGUGUGCAGGCCACAACACAUACAUGAGUACAAACUGACAGCUUACAGUUUAUAUGCUGCAGUGUCAGUGGGCUUGCAAACAGUGGACAUUAUAGAAUAUCUACAGAGACUUAGCAAGUGCUCUGUACCGGCUGGCAUUAUAGAAUUUAUACAGCUAUGUACAUUAUCAUAUGGCAAGGUGAAACUUGUACUAAAACAUAACAGGUACCUUGUGGAGAGUAAACACGUGGAAGUUCUUCAGAAACUACUCCGCGACCCUGUAAUUCAGCAAUGUAGGCUGAGACGCGACGGCGAUGACGACUUCUUGUCGUCAGCACUGCCUGAUAAACCGGCGAUGUCUUUAAAACCAGGUGAAACAAGCGACAAGCCGCCGGCGGCUAACGGCGCGGUACCAGAUGACAUCAGCCAGUUCUACCAGCAGUUGGAUAAAGAUGACGACGAGGACGAAGCCACUGACAUUACUGCCAAUACUGCCGUCGCUUUUGAAGUCGACCCUGAUAAGAUUGAGGUGAUUCAAAAACGUUGCAUCGAGCUUGAACACCCUUUGUUAGCGGAAUAUGACUUCCGUAAUGACACCAUAAAUCCCGACAUCAAUAUUGACUUGAAGCCCACCGCCGUGUUGCGCCCCUACCAGGAGAAGAGUCUCCGGAAAAUGUUCGGAAAUGGUCGUGCGCGGUCCGGUGUGAUAGUGUUGCCGUGCGGGGCGGGCAAGUCGCUGGUGGGAGUGACGGCGGUGUGCACGGUGCGCAAGAGGGCGCUCGUCCUGUGUAACUCCGGCGUCUCCGUCGAGCAGUGGAAGCAACAGUUCAAGUGCUGGUCCACGGCCGACGACAGUAUGAUCUGCAGAUUUACGUCAGAAGCGAAAGACAAGCCGAUGGGUGCCGGUAUCCUGAUCACUACGUACUCUAUGAUCACUCAUGGCCAGCGGCGCUCGUGGGAGGCCGAGCAGACCAUGAAGUGGUUGCAGGCGCAGGAGUGGGGACUCGUUGUACUUGACGAGGUGCACACCAUACCCGCCAAGAUGUUCCGAAGAGUACUCACUAUUGUGCACUCUCAUGCUAAGCUUGGUUUGACUGCAACAUUACUUCGAGAAGACGACAAAAUCGCAGAUCUGAACUUCUUGAUUGGGCCAAAGCUGUACGAAGCGAACUGGCUGGAGUUACAAGCGAAUGGGUACAUCGCACGAGUGCAGUGCGCUGAGGUAUGGUGUCCCAUGACGCCGGAGUUCUACAGGGAAUAUCUUGUACAAAAAAUAAACAAGAAAAUGUUGCUAUAUGUAAUGAAUCCUUCAAAAUUCCGGGCGUGUCAGUUCUUGGUGAGGUAUCACGAACGACGCGGCGACAAGACUAUAGUGUUCUCCGAUAAUGUAUUCGCUCUCCGACAUUAUGCCGUCAAAAUGAACAAACCAUAUAUCUACGGACCCACGUCACAGAGCGAGAGAAUUCAGAUCUUACAGAAUUUCAAAUUCAACCCUAAAGUGAAUACGAUAUUUGUCAGUAAAGUAGCCGAUACUAGUUUUGAUUUACCUGAAGCAAAUGUUCUGAUUCAAAUCUCGUCUCACGGUGGCUCCCGGCGACAGGAAGCCCAACGCUUAGGUCGUAUUUUGAGAGCAAAGAAAGGUGCAUUAGCGGAGGAGUACAACGCAUUCUUCUAUACACUGGUGUCACAAGACACACUAGAAAUGGCAUACAGCCGUAAAAGACAGCGGUUUCUCGUGAACCAAGGUUACAGUUACAAGGUCAUCACAGAACUAAAGGGAAUGGAUCAGGAACCUGAUCUACUGUAUGGUACACGAGAGGAGCAAGGCCUUCUAUUACAACAGGUGCUGGCUGCGUCCGAGACGGAGUGCGAGGAGGAGCGCGAGGGCGGCGUGGGAGGCUCCGGGUCGGGCGUGGCGCGGCGCGCGGGGGCGCUGUCGUCGCUGGCCGGCGCUGACGACGCGCUGUACCUGGAGCACCGCCGCAACGCUAACGCACAGAAACACCCGCUCUUCAAGAAGUUCCGAUACUAACCGCACUAUGUGCGUUGCUGCAUCCUAUCUAUCAUAUUCAGCAUCUUAUGUCUGGUAAUAUCAGUAGAAUUUAAACAGAACCUAUACGAAUUCGUUAUUUCUUAGAUAAGAUCUUUUUCAUAUUAUUCAUUUAAUACGUUUCAGAUACUAAUAAAAGUUAUUUGCUGGGUGUUAUAAAAAAUAUAAGCUAAUACUGCAGUCCAAUUUAUACAAAAAUAAAUAUAUAUCGGCGACAUUUGUUACCUAGAACUGACCUACCUAUCACUUUUUUAUGUGCAAAAUAUGAAUAAAAAUACGUUUGACUA
Molecule: messenger RNA, 3051 nt
Organism: Spodoptera frugiperda (fall armyworm)
Lineage: Eukaryota; Metazoa; Arthropoda; Insecta; Lepidoptera; Noctuidae
Gene: hay
Product: general transcription and DNA repair factor IIH helicase subunit XPB
Exons: 15
Coding region: 398-2746 (782 amino acids)
Biological process (GO): nucleotide-excision repair; transcription initiation at RNA polymerase II promoter
Cellular component (GO): transcription preinitiation complex; nucleotide-excision repair factor 3 complex; transcription factor TFIIH holo complex
Molecular function (GO): 3'-5' DNA helicase activity; hydrolase activity; ATP binding
Source: RefSeq, a predicted model, not a curated record